Messenger RNA from Oryzias latipes (Japanese medaka), 3987 nucleotides. RefSeq names its product sodium- and chloride-dependent GABA transporter 2. Gene Ontology annotation, molecular function: gamma-aminobutyric acid:sodium:chloride symporter activity. The record is from RefSeq and is a predicted model, not a curated record. NCBI's taxonomy places the organism in Eukaryota, Metazoa, Chordata, Actinopteri, Beloniformes, Adrianichthyidae. Gene Ontology annotation, cellular component: plasma membrane; cell projection. Gene Ontology annotation, biological process: nitrogen compound transport; amino acid transport; sodium ion transmembrane transport.
AGAAACCUUUUGUGCAUGCAAACGUAUGUAUCCUGAAUGUUGUCUCCGCCCUGGACUUCACGCCCUCCCCAGAACCUCUCAAUGAAAAUCCUCAAAAGCCUGGUGGUUGAGCAGUGAGCGGGAAGUUUGGUGUGGGUUUUUGCAAACACGUCGGGGACGCUUUGGCACGGACGCAGGGCGCACGACACUUGGACUUUGAUGCAAGGGGUUCAAAAACGCGAAGGAGACAGAAGAUGAACACGAACGAGAAGAAUGAGCUGCACGCGGCGAUUAUUGUUCCCAAAGGGUCUGCCCAGGGGCCGAAACAGAUGGAGGACAGGGGUCACUGGGGGACCAAAGCCGAGUUCAUCCUCACCGUGAUGGGAGCAAUCAUCGGGCCCGGGAAUGUGUGGAGAUUUCCCUACCUGUGCUACAGAAACGGAGGAGGUGUCUUUUUCAUCCCUUACAUUUUGUUCAUAAUCACCUGUGGAAUACCUCUGUUCUUCCUGGAGACAGCCCUGGGUCAGUUCACCAGCCAGGGGGGCAUUACAUGCUGGAGGAAAAUUUGUCCACUUUUCCAAGGAAUGGGCUAUGCCAGUCACUUAAUCAUCACAUUUGGCGCCACCUCCUACAUCAUGAUCCUCACAUGGUCUUUCUUCUACCUGUUCUCCUCCUUCAGUGCAGAGCUGCCUUGGGCCUCAUGUGGAAACGAGUGGAACACAGACUCUUGCUUUGACAGCAGACUGAAUGCCAGCAAGUUCAAACUGAACAGUACUCUUCCAGUUGUGGAGUUCUGGCAACGUCGAGUUUUGAAGGUCUCAAGUGGCAUUGAGGAGGUGGGCAGCUUGAGGUGGGAGCUGGUCUUAUGUCUCAUCUUGAGCUGGGUCAUCUGCUACUUCUGCAUCUGGAAGGGAAUCAAGUCGACUGGAAAGGCAGCCUACUUCACAGCCACAUUCCCCUUCCUCAUCUUGUUUAUUUUGCUCAUACGCGGUGUUACCCUGCCAGGGGCAAUAGAUGGGAUCAUCUACUACCUCUACCCAGACAUUUCUCGCCUGUCAGAUCCUCAGGUGUGGAUGGAUGCUGGCACUCAGAUCUUUUUCUCAUAUGCCAUCGGUCUCAGUUUCCUCACUUCUCUGGGGAGUUAUAAUCAUUACAACAAUAACUGUUACAGAGACUGUUUCUACUUAUGUUUGCUGAACAGCGCCACCAGCAUCAUGGCCGGUUUUGCCAUUUUCUCUGUUCUUGGAUUUAUGACAUAUGAGCAAGGCGUGGACAUUUCAGAAGUGGCAGAAUCAGGCCCAGGCUUGGCGUUCAUUGUCUUCCCACGUGCUGUAGCCGUGAUGCCUAUGCCUCAGGUGUGGGCAGUGUGUUUCUUCCUUAUGAUCAUCCUGCUUGGACUGGACAGUCAGUUUGUUGGCAUGGAGUGCGUCAUGACAUCACUGGUUGAUCAUUUCCCCAAUUACCUGCAACGAGGCUACCGGCGUGAGAUCGCUCUGCUUGUCAUCUGCUGUUUCUGCUGCCUGCUGGGACUCCCCAUGGUCACUGAGGGGGGUAUUUACCUCCUUCAGUUGUUGGACCAUCAUGUCUGCAGUGGAACCACUCUGCUGCUCCUCUCCUUCUGUGAGUCCAUCAGCAUCGGAUGGGUCUAUGGUGCAGACCGUUUCUACAACGACAUCUCCAACAUGAUUGGCUAUCGCCCACAUGUAUUCAUGAAGUACAGCUGGAAAUACAUCACCCCCUUUGUCUGCUUUGGGACCUUCAUCUUCUCCAUUGUGAAAUAUUCUCCACUGAAGUUCAGCAACACUUAUGUUUAUCCACUGUGGGCCAACCUAUUGGGUUGGUUCAUUGCCAUAGUUUCCCUGUCACUCAUCCCGCUAUUUGUGCUAGUCAAAGUUAUCCAGGGAGAAGGUUCUCUUUGGCAGCGUUUGCUUCUGCUCUGCCAACCUGAGUCUGACCUGGAUCGUCCACAACCACCUUCUGGUCAGGGAAGCAUUAGCUCCUGCUCUCAGACGGAGCUUAAGCCCCUAACCCAAAAUGGGGAACUCUCACACCUUCAACAGUUUAACUGUACAGUGGAUAGUUGUGCUGUAAACUAGUUCUGGUGUCAGCGGUUGUAAACUGCUGUUUUCCUUCAAACAGAAAAAUCUUUUGUGAGACAAGGAAUUUUCUACAAAGACAAAGAAUUUAUCUGAAGUCUUUGCAACCUUCCUGUCCUGUGUUAAUUAAAAGUUGAGUUUUAUAUACCUUUUUUAAAAUAUGUAUGAUUGAAUUUUGGGGAACUCUUAGAUAUAGAAGGUUUCCAUAUCCACAUUUGUCAUGGCUAUAUAUAUUAGAAAAAAAACAAUGAAUAUUACAGUUUAUCAUUGGGUCGCACAAAAAAAAAGGGAUUUGAAAUGUUCCCUCCUGCCCCUCACAUUCUUCUUUAUGAUUCCUCGUGGUAACAGUAAACACAGGACUGAAUAAAAGUUGAAUGAAAAUCAGCAAGUGAAAAGGCUUGAGUUAAAAACAAAAGUAAGAAAAUGUCAGAAAUCAGUGAAGAUUAAAUUGUGGAGUCUGGGCCCACUGUAAUACUAUAUUCUGGCAUUGAGUUGCUUCACAGUGAAGCAGUUUAUCAAUUUUUACAAAAUGCAUUGUGGGAAAAUCUGUAAUUCCAACAACUUUACUAAUAACAUUAAAUAGUAUCAUAUGUUGUAAUCAAUAUAAAUAAAGUUUAGCCUAAAUUACAAAAGGGGUUUACACAAAUACACUCCUAGUGUGUUAGGAGAUCCAGAACCCCCUGUUGUAAGAGUAAAAUCUGUCCAACAAAAGAGGCCUUCAGCUUCUAUCUGUGUGCUCAGCUGUUGAACAGGACAAGUAAAAAAAAAAAAAAAUAGUAUCAUAUUUUUAUCUAAUAUACUACAUUUGAUACAGGGAAAUUCCAACUAAAUGGUUCCUAAACGUGGCAGAAACUGAUCCUCCGGGAAUUAAAUGGCAGAACACGUUGUGCACUUGAUGUAAACACACAACAAUAAAGAACUGAGAAUCUGCACGUUGACAAAGAACAUAAUUAUGAAAGUACUACUUAAAAUAAUCCUGGCUUAAUGUGAGACACUGAGUGAGAAUUCAGUGUGACGGGUUUCCUGUUUGUUAUCCUUUUAUAAGCACUCAAGUUCAGACACAUCAUGAGUGGAAAGAGGUUUCUCUCAUGAUUUGGUGUCCUUUCUGAACAAGAGCAGACGUAAUUGAGAAACCAGUAGAAUGGACAGUAGGAUUAAAAAUACUAACUUUUCUACCACCAUUCAAGCCAGUGUGGUUGUAAACAGCCAGACAGACUUACUGUAUGGCUUUAAGCACAUUCCUGUACAUGCAGCCUUUGAUCUGUGAUCAAGAACAGAAAGCUAACAAGUUCUCACUUUCACACAGCAGUCAAACACAUCAGUUCAUGACUUGGGGCAAACUGCAAAUCCUUGUUAUCUGCUGAGCAGUCACGUCUCCCCCUGUGGUUUAACAUGUGCAAGCUCUUUCCAAAGCUGUCAGCCUCCUUCCCUUUAACUUCCAGCCUCUCCUGUGUCUUCCGGGCUUGAGCAAAGUUGACACAGAGGCUUCUGAGCAGCAUUCCACGUUAACAGUAUCCCAAACACGCCCAGGAUGGUUAGCAAUUACUCACACAAGGUGUGAAGACAUUUUCCAAGCACUUAAACUUAUCUAAAGUGACUGUAAGAAUCCAUCACGUGCUGUAGAGCACAGCCUUGAGGUUUACAGAAGACUGCACACAAACUGUAUAUCACAUGUUACCAAUAAAUAGCUACUUUUUUUAUUGAUAUGUUAUGAGCUGCCUGGUAAUUGUUGACACCACUUUAGAUGAUUCUAUUUAAAUGACUUCUAAUGUGUCUUUUUAUGUUUGGGUGAGGGGUUCCAAUGCACUUUUGUAUCUACGUAUAAAACUGCUAUUAAUGUUCUUUAUGAAAGAAUGAAAGUUGUCUUUCAGCUUUAAUGCUGUAACUUUAUUAAAAAAGCAUUUACCAGAAA